Acyrthosiphon pisum (pea aphid) is the source of this 699-nucleotide messenger RNA. Its product is annotated as TP53-regulated inhibitor of apoptosis 1-B. The transcript is spliced from 4 exons. Gene Ontology annotation, molecular function: phosphatidic acid transfer activity. Gene Ontology annotation, biological process: phospholipid translocation. The record is from RefSeq and is a predicted model, not a curated record. Bases 188 to 415 code for a protein of 75 amino acids. Lineage: Eukaryota; Metazoa; Arthropoda; Insecta; Hemiptera; Aphididae. Gene Ontology annotation, cellular component: nucleus; cytosol; mitochondrial intermembrane space.
AAAUUUAAAAGCCUAUCUGUUUAAAAUUUAAAAUUCAAUAAUUUAAUAAUUUUUACUUUAUUAAAUAUUUGAAUAAUUAAAAUGAGUUUCUUAAUCAAAUUUAAAUUAUCCUAGAGACUGAAGAAAUCUCUUUCAAAAACGAAAGUUUGUCUAUACUUUCAACCCAGUCGGGAAUGACUCAAAUUCUAUGGAUGAAUGCAAAUCUUUUAAAAAACAAUAUGACAAGUGUUUUAAUGCUUGGUUCAGGGAUAAAUUUCUUAAAGGAAGUAACGAUGACUCAGUGUGUUCAGAGCUUUUGAAGAACUACACAGGCUGUGUCAAGAAAGUGAUGAAAGACAAAGACAUUGAUAUUGGAGAAUUUAGACCAUUUAGUCCAAAUAUUAGUUCUAAUUAUGAACCAUCUAAAAACAAAUGAAAUGUUGUAUUAUGCAUUUAUUCUAUAAAUAUACUUUAAAAAAAUAUCCCAAAACCAAAUCCAUUUAAUGCAAUGAAAGAAAAGGACAUUGUUAUUGGAGAAUUCAGACGAUAUCAUCCAAAAGUUAGUUCCAACUAUGAACCAUUUAAAAAUAAAUAAAAUAUUGUUUUUUGAGUCCAGUAUGUGUGGUGAAGAAUAGUUCAAAGAAAUAUUUAUUUAUAAUAUAAACAUUGUACUAAUGAUUUAUAAUUAACUAUAAUAUAUUAUAUUUAGACAUGACUGCA